Molecule: messenger RNA, 1479 nt
Organism: Epinephelus moara (kelp grouper)
Lineage: Eukaryota; Metazoa; Chordata; Actinopteri; Perciformes; Serranidae
Gene: hikeshi
Product: heat shock protein nuclear import factor hikeshi
Exons: 1
Coding region: 289-891 (200 amino acids)
Biological process (GO): protein import into nucleus
Cellular component (GO): nucleus; cytosol
Molecular function (GO): Hsp70 protein binding; nuclear import signal receptor activity
Source: RefSeq, a predicted model, not a curated record
ACUCCCAUCCAAGACGAAGAGUCGAUGGUCGAGCGGUAGAUCCACAGUCCGCACCAUAAUAGACUGUACUGGAAGUUUCUAGUGAUCCCUUAUCGCUGCCUUCAGAGACAGAGGGGCAGCGGGGGGUCAUUCCUCCGCCUUUUACUGGUUAAACAAGUUCCGUUAAUCGGGGUCCAUCACUCGGAGGCUGCUAAACUGAAGCUAGCUAGCAGGCAAAGCUAAAGCUAACCACUGUUUACAGUUUAGCAACUGGCUAACAUCGAAGCUAACGGCUAGCUGUCAGCGGGGAUGUUCGGCUGUCUGGUCGCGGGCAGAUUGGUGCAGACAGACGCGGUGCAGGUCGCCUCGGACAAGUUCGUGUUCAACCUGCCGGACUACGAGAACGUGAACCAUGUGGUGGUGUUCAUGCUAGGCACGGUGCCGUUCCCCGCCGGCAUGGGGGGCGCAGUCUACUUCUCCUUCCCGGACCCGGCGAGCGGCGGCAGCCCGGUGUGGCAGCUCCUCGGCUUCAUCACCAACGACAAGCCCAGUGCCAUCUUCAAGAUCUCCGGGCUGAAGGCCGGGGAGGGCGGGGCGCACCCCUUCGGCAUGAUGGCCUCCUCGUCGUCGUCGCCCUCCGUGGCCCAGGUCGGUGUGUCGGUGGAGGCUCUGGAUCAGCUGGCCCAGCAGAUCCCGGUGUCCAGCGCCGCCGUGUCCACCGUGGACUCCUUCCUGCAGUUCACCCAGAAGAUGCUGGACAGUCUUUACAACUUCGCCUCGUCCUUCGCCGUGUCGCAGGCGCAGAUGACGCCGAACCCCUCGGAGACCUUCAUCCCAUCCAGCUGCGUCCUCAAGUGGUAUGAAAACUUCCAGAGGAGGUUGAGCCAGAACCCGAACUUCUGGAAGAACUGAUGGAGGUGGAGAGAUGAGAGACUAAAGACAAACCCACAGUGCCUACAGGUUCUGAGAAUAAAAGGUUUCAUCCAGCUCAGUCAGUGUCUCAUCUCUGAUACUUGACUUUAUAUCAGCCUGUUAUCGUCUAUCUUAACUUAGGGACUGUUCGUUAUUUAUGAGGGGGAGAGGGUGGUCCAAAAAGAGGGAGGCUGUUGGGGAGAGACUUUUGUUAUAGCUUAGGGAGGGGUGUUCAAAUUUAAAUGGCUGUAUUUUGUUUUUAUUUUACCACUGAUUUUUAAAGAAAACAUCAUCUCGAAGGCAUGUUUUCUGUAAUAAUUGCCAAAGUUGCACUAUUUAUCAUAGAAACAGAAGUUACUGCUGGAUUUUCUCAACAUUCUCACUGCGACCUCGUCACAUAGACGUUUGCUCAUGGACUUUCCACGUCCAGAUACCACGUGCAAGGUACCCUGGGUGUGUUGAUUGUUGACGCCGUGUCAAGUUCCGCCUGUUACAUGCAUUGUCUUCUUUCAAAAUACACUUCUGUUUUCACAGGAAAUUUACCAUUUACAUACAGUCUCUUUCAAAAUAAAAGCACUAUGUCAGUAC